AUGGGCAAGAAGAGCUAUCAGAACUAUGGGAAGACCUUCCGCAAGCCGAAGCGCCCCUUCGAGAAGGAGCGUUUGGAUGGAGAGAUGAAGAUCAUUGGCGAGUAUGGCUUGAAAAACAAGCGUGAGGUCUGGCGAGUCCAGUACGCGCUGGCGAAGAUCCGCACAGCGGCCCGCACACUCCUGACCCAGGAGGAGCGCAGCGAAACGCGCAUCUUCCAGGGAGAAGCCCUGCUGCGUCGCAUGGUUCGUCUUGGUCUUCUGCUGGAGUCAGAAAAGAAGCUGGACUUUGUCCUCGGGCUCACCACUGCGAAGAUCAUGGAGCGCAGGCUCCAGACGAAGGUGUUCAAGCUCGGCCUUGCUAAGUCCAUUCACCAUGCGCGCACCCUGAUUCGCCAAAGACACAUCCGCGUGGGCAAGCAGAUUUGCGACAUCCCAUCAUUCCUGGUCCGAUUGGACAGCGAGAAGCACAUUGACUUUGCCCUCACAUCGCCAUUCGGUGGUGGCCGGCCAGGGCGUGUGCGCCGCAAGAUGAUGGCGUCCAAAGGCCCAGUGGCGGAGGUGGAGGCGAUGAUGAGGAGGCAGCGGCUGGAGUGCUGGGAUCGCAGGGAGACCACAGAAAAAAGUGUCCAGCCUUUGCACCUUCCCAGAUUGCAACGGGUUCCAGCUGGAACGACUGCUUUCACCAGGUGUAUACUCCAUCCUCCGCUGACGCCUCCCCCAGCUUUCACAGCUCCGAAGUUCAAUGAGCUGAUCAUCUACGAGCUGCAUGCCGGGCACAGCCUCGGCAUGGCCGUGCUCUUUGACGUCGUUCUCAAUCAUGGCCUGGUGUCUAAGAGCUCAUCGAAGAUGAACGUUCUUUGGAAUUGGGACGGCUUUGGCCCCGACAACUGUGGAGGAAUCUAUUUCGAGGGCGAGAAGGAUACGCCUUGGGGAAAGCGCUUUGCCUUCCACAAGGCCGAGGUGCAGGACUACCUCAAGCAGUCUUGCCGGACUUGCAUUGAAGAGUACGGGGUGGACGGCUUGCGCUUCGACUCCGUGCACAACAUGCCUUGGUGGCUGUUGCAGCAGCUGACUUUUGAGAUCAAGGCGCACUAUCCAGACAAAAUCCUCAUCGCGGAGAUCACGCCAGAGAACCCGAAGGUGCUUCACGAUGCUGGGCCACCGGCUUACAGGCUUUCAGGUUCCACUCUUGCUGGUUGCAUGCUACCCACUUUGAUUCGGUCGGUCAAGAUCAUGAAGGGCUCCGAUGGCGGCGCCGAUCCGAACAAGCGGCUGGGCAUGCUGAAAAAUAUGGUCUGCAUGACCAGAUUGGAGACAGGCAUAACGGAAAUCAAGCACGGAACCCAUCGCUACUACGUCAGCCGGCUUGGCGGCAAGGGCAACUGGCAUGCGCGUGCGUGCCUCCCGAUGACCUUUAUGGGCCGCCUCGGCUCUUUGAAGGAGUGCUCAGGUGAAGACGCGGAGGACAAGCAUCAUCGGCUCAACUGGGGGCUGCUUGAAGGCGGCGAUCCGCACACAGCAGAGAUGCGAGCAUUCGAUGGUGGCAGCACGAUCUUGGCCUUUAUGCGCUGGACCCAGGACACGGCAGCACUUUGCAUUGCCCACCUGGCCGAGUCCCAGUGGGAAAGACAGCUAUGGGGCCUGCUUCCCAGGAAGAACCUGGAAGCUGGCUUUGAACUCCCAGGCCAAAGAGCCGGAUCCUCUGCGGGACUGGAGUAG
This is a messenger RNA of Symbiodinium necroappetens, 1719 nucleotides long. The record is from the annotation of a GenBank genome assembly. Lineage: Eukaryota; Dinophyceae; Suessiales; Symbiodiniaceae.